GCUGAGGAGCUGCACCGUUUUUUCUGAAAGCUGGAAGAGAGAUAUUUUUCCUCCCUCUUCCAGGAUGGUAGCCUGUUCGAGCUUCAGGAGCGUGUUCGAAUAUGAAACGAACAAAGUUGUGCGUAUUUACAGCGUUUGGUACAGCAGCGUAAAGUGGGCAAUCCACUUUCUGGUUUUCCUGUAUGUUAGCGUCAACACGUGCGAAGUCUCAGCUUGGUGUCCCGUGGAGUCGGCCAAAACCGCCCCAGCGCCAGCCAUUCUCGACAGCGCUGAGAAUUUCACCGUGCUUAUCAAAAACAACAUCCACUUUCCAAAAUUUGACUAUACAAAAAAAAAUAUUCCCCCGGAAUUUAAUAUUUCCUGUACAUACCACAAGCACAGAGCUCCACUUUGCCCCAUUUUUCGGCUGGGGGAUAUUCUUGAAGAGGCAGGAGAGAAGUUUUCAGAGAUGGCCAUUCAGGGUGGCGUGAUGGGCCUGCAGAUCCGAUGGGAUUGCGACUUGGACACUUCGGCUUCCCGCUGCGUGCCGAAGUAUUCCUUUCGGCGAAUUGACAACAAGGAUCCUGCUCAUUCCAUUUCCCCAGGAUUCAACUUCAGGUUUGCAAAAUACUACCGCACCGCCACCGGCGUUCAGUACCGGACAUUUGUAAAGGCUUAUGGGAUACGCUUCGACAUUAUGGUGUUUGGCACGGCUGGGAAAUUUGACAUCAUCCCUACUAUAAUCAGUAUUGGAUCCGGCUUCGCUCUGUUUGGCAUGGCCACCAUCUUCUGUGAUAUCAUUGUCCUGUAUAUUAUGAAGAAAAGAUACUUGUACAGAGAGAAGAAAUACAAACGCGUGAACGAGUACGAAUUGCUCCGUCCACAAUGCGAUGAUCCUUCACAAACGGAUCCUGCUCAUCUCACCCAGCCAAGAUGACCCGUGAUUCCUCCGUUCCGCCCGGCCUCCGUCCAGCUUUGCUUCUGUUGGUGGACUCCUGAACCAAACUGGAAAGCAAUCUUCUCCUGAAAACCUUCCAAUGCCUUUUUGAGCGCAGGGUCUGCCAAGCUUUUGAGUAGACCGAGAGUUUUGCAUCGGAUCUUUUAUGUGCCUCGCCCACCGUCCAGUUCUUUGGACAGAUGGGGUGCAGGCACAGAGGUGGUGGGACCAAGAAACUUCUUUGCUAUUUCUGGAAUUGCCGAUUUCUGAUCUGCUUCUCUUUGUUACGUAUCACGCGCCCACCCACUCAUUUGGAAAGGGUGGAAAGAAUCACUUUUCCAUGGUCAUCCCCUUUUUUUUAAGGGAUGCAAUUUGCAAUCUCUAUUUUUGAAAUUAAGCGGAGCUUGAGAAUGCCUGCUGGACUAGAAUUCCAACCUGGAGAUCCCCAGGAUGUUAAAUAAAUGCAACAUGCUGGCAUGUUCGUCUCUUCCCUCUCCAGCUUCUACUACUGAAUCCCUGCUGCCCUGUUUCUAAACACGGAAAUUUCAUAAGACAGAUGAAAAGAUAAUGGCACUUUCCCUCAAAAGUGCAAAAUAAUCUGUUUUGC
Thamnophis sirtalis is the source of this 1523-nucleotide messenger RNA. NCBI's taxonomy places the organism in Eukaryota, Metazoa, Chordata, Lepidosauria, Squamata, Natricidae. The record is from RefSeq and is a predicted model, not a curated record.